GCUGGAAGAAGAGCCAAUGAAAUCUCAAGGAGACUCAGAAGCAACAACGUUAAAUCAAAUCCAGAAGCUUCUUUCUAUAAAAGAGAAAGAGAGAGAGACCACGACGACAGAAGAUGACGAUGUUGAUUCGCUUUUCUUUGAUGCGUUUUGUGGAGGCUGCUUUAUUCGUAGCCCUCUUCCUCUUCGACGUUGGUCGCACCGAGGAGUGCACCAGAACCUGCAUUGCGCAGAAUUGCGACACACUUUCUAUACGAUAUGGCAAGUAUUGUGGGAUCGGACACUUUGGAUGUCCUGGUGAGGAACCUUGUGAUGAUCUUGAUGCUUGUUGUAUGGCUCAUGACAACUGCGUUGAUUCUAAAGGUAUGACUAACAUAAGCUGCCAUAAGAAGUUCAAGCAAUGCCUAAACAGGCUUAGCAAAUCGAUUAAACAGUCCAAAAACAAAAAAGUCGGCUUUUCCAAACAAUGCCCUUACUCACAAGUCAUACCAACUAUGAAUCAAGGAAUGGAUAUCGGCAUCAUGUUCAGUCAACUAGGCAAUGAUCUGAAAACCGAGCUCUGAGUUUUGCUGCUUCAUUUACUCUUGGCCUAAGAGGAGGCAUCACCAUUGAUCCUUUUAAUUUUAGAAGAUUCUUUGGUACUGAUGAGGAUUACCUGUAUAACUAUUGCCAUUGCACGUCGCUGCUAGAUUAGUAGCUUAAUUCAAAACACCUUUUGGAUGAUUUUAUGACAUGUUUUCUCGGAAACUAUAAGCAGCUGAUGUGACUUGC
Messenger RNA from Raphanus sativus (radish), 768 nucleotides. Its product is annotated as phospholipase A2-beta-like. Gene Ontology annotation, biological process: pollen development; arachidonate secretion; phospholipid metabolic process. Lineage: Eukaryota; Viridiplantae; Streptophyta; Magnoliopsida; Brassicales; Brassicaceae. The transcript has 4 exons. The coding region runs from base 114 to 560 and encodes 148 amino acids. Gene Ontology annotation, molecular function: calcium ion binding; A2-type glycerophospholipase activity. The record is from RefSeq and is a predicted model, not a curated record.